Salarias fasciatus (jewelled blenny) is the source of this 819-nucleotide messenger RNA. Its product is annotated as coiled-coil domain-containing protein 106-like. The coding region runs from base 1 to 819 and encodes 272 amino acids. NCBI's taxonomy places the organism in Eukaryota, Metazoa, Chordata, Actinopteri, Blenniiformes, Blenniidae. Gene Ontology annotation, cellular component: nucleoplasm. The transcript has 4 exons. The record is from RefSeq and is a predicted model, not a curated record.
AUGCGGGGAGGACGUGCCAAAAAGAAGACAGCAGCAGUGGAGAAUGUGGAGAUGGAUUCUAUGGAAGAGGAGCUCAUUGCAGAUGCUAGUGGUGUGUCCAUUGCCCCAACUAAACUCCUGGCAAACAAAAAAAUUGCAGACGAGUUGGAGCUCUAUAAGCUGAAGACAGCCUGGCAACAGGAGAGGAUUGAUGAACUGACCAGGGAGAGAGAUUUUCUGAGAGAACAGUUGGCAGCAGCUCUUAAGAAAGAUGGUGCAGCAUCCGCCUCCACCCUGAACGAGGCACCCAACUCCUCCCAGAAACGCAAGACUUCACGUUCCUCUUCUGAUGAUUCAGUGGAAUCGUCCUCCAGCAGUGAGAGUGAGUCUGAGUCGGAGUCUGACUCUGUCUCUCCCGACUCGUCUCCGGACAAAAAGAAGAACAAGAAGAAGACAGGGAAAGGGAAAAAGAAGGUGAAGAAGUCGAAGGAAAAGGAGAUGAGCCCAAAGGCACGCCAGAGAGCCCUGAAUCCGAAGCAGGCAGUGCUCAGGUAUCAAAAAAUACUAAAGGUAUUCCGUAAAGGAGGGACCAUGGGUGCUGCGUUCUCAACCGUUGGUGUAGAUCGUAACACAGUGGUGGCCACUGCACCCAUUGCUGAGCUUUUUAUCGCUGCACCAAACAGGUACAAGGAGAUCUUAGAUGGGCACAAAACUGGUCGUGUAAAACUAGCAGUGUUGGCUUCUGAGUGCUCUCUGGCAAUUGAACAGGAUUCUGCUAUAAAGGAGAAUGUGAAAACACUUAAAAACAACAACAAGCUGCUGCCCCUCACCAAGAAGUGA